This is a messenger RNA of Alligator sinensis (Chinese alligator), 918 nucleotides long. It is a transcript of the gene SMCO3, whose product is annotated as single-pass membrane protein with coiled-coil domains 3. The transcript is spliced from 2 exons. The record is from RefSeq and is a predicted model, not a curated record. NCBI's taxonomy places the organism in Eukaryota, Metazoa, Chordata, Crocodylia, Alligatoridae. Bases 95 to 784 code for a protein of 229 amino acids.
AUACGAGAGGAAGCCAGUGAAAAAAGAAUUCAUUGUCCUGCACAUCCACAGCUGAUUACAGAGGCUCUGAAUAAAAACAGCAGUUCUCUGAAGAAUGGCUCUGAGUGACCUUCUCUACCCAGACAACCCAAAGAGACGGCAAGAAGUGAUCCGCCUGCACCAAGAGCUGCUUGACUGCAUGUCAGUUAACUUCCUUGCCACCAAUGAACUGAUUGGCGUGCUGAAUGCACAUUUGGGGUGUUCAAUUGCCCACAUCCAGAUGAGAAAGACUGGCACCAUUAAGGAAAACUGUGACAUUAUCAUCCAAGCCAUGGGUGAGAUUCAACAGGAAGUCAGGAAGAUUGACAAAGAAAUGAAGGAAAAACUGGAGCCAAUGCUGUACCAAAAACUUUGUGAUAUCAAAGAGCCAGAGGUGGGGAAAAUAGCAAUAGCACACAAAGUUUUUUCAAUUAUUCUUGGGGAAGCUACUUCCACUGCUGGUCUGUUAGCUGUGAAACUAAUUGGCUCAAAUGUUAUAACCAAUACCGUUAGCAAACUGGUCACUCUGCUUGCCCAGAUUGGUGCUUCUGUUCUUGGAGGUAUUGGAAUUGCUAUUCUUGGGCUAGGCAUUGAUGUGGUCCUCCAGGCCAUCCUAGGAGCAGUUGAGAGGGAUCAGCUGCUGGCCUCUGUUAAAAGUUAUGAGGACCACCUGGCUGAAUUUAAGACAGCCUCAGAAAAAUAUUCGUGUGCCAUAAAUGAAGCAACUUCAGUAGUGAAACAUAAAACUCAGCGAGUGGCUUUUUAAGUUGUCUCUAGCUGUCACAAUGACAGAACUUACUAGAUGUAAGAAUUAAAUCAGUUCACGUAUACUUUGAUCCUUCAUGGCUAAGCAAACUUUUUUCUUUAACUCCAGGCAUUUUUGCAGUGGCACCAGGGAUA